AAAGUUCUGACAGUUGUGUAUCUCCCGCUCUGCAGAUCUUUCAACUGGCAUUCAAUUUCAAAGCGCACCAUUUGACAGCCAUGCAAAUUAUUUAUUUGAUUCUUUUUUAUAUUUAUUUUUGGCAUGCGAACGUUCAGCUUAUACGUGAGACGAAUUUAAAACAAUCAGAAUUGCGGCGCAAAACAUAUUCUUUGACCAAAAUGUUCAUUUAAUUGGGCUCUGGACGGCUCUUAAACCGGCCACAAAAAAGAUUCCAGAAAUCUGUGGAACACAAAUUGAAAAUAAUUAAGUUUUUACUUUUAAAUUUUUCCCUUACCUCAUUCGCCGCUGAAAUUGUGGCAAAUGGCAGAAAUGAGAUAUUUUACAAAGAAUGCGAAGUGGCAGCUGCAGCACGAAGAAUGCCGGGGCCAGCAGCAAUUUCUUCAAUUGCAACAUUCUAGAAACUGUUGAUGUCCUGUCAAGGAUGUGCCAUCGACUGAGCUCAGGAUCACAAUAUGUACAGAAAAAUAGUGGAUGCUGCCGCCAAGGCCAGUCCAGUGCAACGUGCAGCGCCAUGGAAUUCAGAAGUGUGCCUAUUCUGCCAACCUAUGCAGAAUCCAGCCCGGAUAACAAGGAAACCUCUCUAUGUCCCUAUAAGAAGUUGAAAUCACCUGAUCCGGUCAUCAUACUGAUCACCUUGACCGUGCUAGUGGGCUCAUUUUGCCUGCUAAGUGGCUUUAUACUCCUCUGUGUGGUAUCCAAGGCGUGGCAGGAUGAUACAUCUGAGGCUAUUCUCUUAAUGGGCAUUGGCUUCUUCAUCACAUCAUUAUCCUGCGUCACUUGGAAAUUGACGAAGACGCAGCGCUUGACCCAAUUAAGGGAGACCAUUGCGAUUUAG
Messenger RNA from Drosophila navojoa, 877 nucleotides. RefSeq lists its product as uncharacterized. NCBI's taxonomy places the organism in Eukaryota, Metazoa, Arthropoda, Insecta, Diptera, Drosophilidae. The record is from RefSeq and is a predicted model, not a curated record.